Molecule: messenger RNA, 3815 nt
Organism: Neolamprologus brichardi
Lineage: Eukaryota; Metazoa; Chordata; Actinopteri; Cichliformes; Cichlidae
Source: RefSeq, a predicted model, not a curated record
UUUUGCCGUCCAGUCCUGUGGGGCCGCAGGGCUGAGAGUUUCUCCUCCGCUCCUCACCCCUCCAUCCCAGCCCACCUCCUCUCUCCUCCUCUCUUUGGGGAAAAGAAAAAAGACACUUUGCUUGAUUCGCCGUCCGGACCCGGCUGUUCUCCCCCUCGUUUUCUCGUCCUCUGAGGAUUUUAUUUCUCUUUUUUCGUUUCCUCCUCCUCCUCCGGCCUUUUUUUCUGUCACUGAUGAUCAAGAAUAAAAAAAAAAACCUUCUUAAAAACUUAAAAAAUUUUCUGCCCUGAAAAGUUGAAUUAAAUCUGCAAAUCAGACGAAAAGUUCUGCAGAAUUUUAAACUCCUCGUUGUUCUUCAUCCUCGCCGCCUUGUUUCAGACCUCGACGUGCGGGUGAAGAAAAUGUCGCCCGUUCAGAAGCCUCGCUCCGUCCUGUAGAUCACAUUUUUUCUGCUGGACUUUUUCUUCUUCUUCUUCUUGUUUUUGCGGCUGAGCUGCAGCAGCGACGCUCGCAGCAUCCGGGCCCCUGAGAUGUUUGGGAUCCAGGACAACCUGCCCCGUGGGGCCACGGCCAACAUGAAGGAGGAGCCGCUGGCCGUUCGCUCCUGGAUGCACUCGGCCGGUGUGGUGGACGCCAACACGGCUGCUCAGAGCGGGGUGGGGUUAGCUCGCGCUCACUUUGAGAAGCAGCCGCCGUCCAACCUGAGGAAGUCCAAUUUCUUCCACUUCGUGCUGGCUCUGUACGACCGCCAGGGUCAGCCCGUUGAGAUCGAACGCACCGCCUACGUCGACUUUGUGGAAAAGGAGAAGGAGCCGACGGGAGAGAAGACCAACAACGGGAUCCACUACAAGCUGCAGCUGCUCUACAGUAACGGUGGCGCAACAGGUGAUCUUCACUUUACCUGUUUGUGUGUGUGUGUGCAGGCAAUCAUCUAUGAAGGCCAGGACAAAAACCCUGAGAUGUGCCGAGUUCUGCUGACGCACGAGAUCAUGUGCAGCCGCUGCUGCGAUAAGAAGAGCUGUGGAAACAGGAAUGAGACGCCGUCAGACCCCGUCAUCAUCGACAGGUUUUUCCUCAAGUUUUUUCUGAAGUGUAACCAGAACUGCCUGAAAAAUGCAGGAAACCCACGAGACAUGAGGCGAUUUCAGGUGGUUGUGUCAACGACGGUGAAUGUGGAUGGUCACGUUCUCGCCGUCUCCGACAACAUGUUCGUGCACAACAACUCCAAACAUGGCCGCCGGGCGCGGAGACUGGACCCGUCUGAGGCAGCCACUCCCUGCAUUAAAGCCAUCAGUCCCAGCGAGGGGUGGACGACGGGCGGCGCCACCGUCAUCCUCAUUGGCGACAACUUCUUCGAUGGCCUUCAGGUCGUCUUUGGCACCAUGUUGGUGUGGAGCGAGCUGAUAACCCCUCACGCUAUCCGAGUCCAGACUCCGCCCCGCCACAUCCCCGGAGUCGUCGAGGUCACGCUGUCCUACAAGUCCAAACAGUUCUGUAAAGGAGCGCCGGGACGCUUCGUCUAUACAGCGUUAAACGAGCCUACCAUCGAUUAUGGCUUCCAGAGGUUACAGAAGGUCAUCCCCCGCCACCCCGGAGACCCGGAGAGACUGCCGAAGGAGGUGCUGUUGAAGAGAGCAGCAGACCUGGUGGAGGCGCUCUACGGAAUGCCUCAUAAUAACCAGGAGAUCAUCUUGAAGCGAGCAGCAGACAUCGCUGAAGCGCUCUACAGCGUUCCCAGGAACCACAACCAGAUCCCAUCGCUGGGCAACACCGCCUCCCAUGGCAUGAUGGGAGUCAACUCUUUCAGCGGGCAGCUCGCCGUCAACGUCUCUGAGACAACGCAAGUCGGCUACAGUCGAAACACCAGCAGUGUGUCACCGCGAGGAUAUGUACCAAGCUCGACCCCCCAACAGAGUAACUAUGGCAACACAGUCAGCAACAGCAUGAAUGGCUACGGCAACACAGGCAUGCCAAACCUUGGGGUGGCAACAUCACCCGGUUUCCUCAACGGGUCAUCAGCCAAUUCACCCUACGGCAGUAAGUAUCAAGUUGUUCCCUCCAGUCCCACCAUGGCCGUCUCUAACUGUAACUCCUCGCAUGGAGUUUUUUCCUUCUCGGCUGCCGUCAAACAGAAGAGCGCCUUUGCUCCCGUCGUUCGGCCGCCAGCUUCACCUCCUCCUCCACCCAACUGCUCCGCCAACAACGCCAAUGGGCUGCAAGCCAUGUCCGGCCUCGUCGUUCCUCCCAUGUAGAAAACCUUCCUCCUCGUUCCUCACCUGUCUCCUCCCCCUCAGCCACGAGCACUAAUCACCUCAGAGGAGGAGGGACCUGUGGCCUAAGAAGGCGGGGCCUCCGGCAGCAGCCGGUCGUCUGCUACUGGGCCGAGCCUCUAAGAAGAACCUGAGAAGGACUUUUUGUAGAGCAGCUUUCUGCGGGUGCUUUCAGCUGUCUGUAAUUAUUCUGAUGUUAUACUCUAUGUUUGGGGGCGGGGUCAUUCGAUGUAAAAACUGUGAUGUCACAUCUGAGACUUGACUUCACUUAGUCUGCUUGUGAUGUAAUCUUAGUUGAAGAAAUGGGAAUCUAAAGAGGAGUGAGAUUAAAGGCUUCAAAUUACAGGACACAGUUAUCAGUGUGAUUCAGGCCUGUCAUACGUAGCAAUCGGGGUGCUGAUGGUGCCCUUCAUCAGCACCCUGAUGAGGAGCAGACAAUGACUGUGACAUGAUAAACACCUCUGAAAGCACCUGAGUUCAGGUAAACCUCAGUGGGGGGAGGCAAAACACUCCCUGUUUUUUAAAAUAAUCCAGGACAUCACAUCAUCAAACCUUUGCCAACCUUUAGCCAAACUGAAGUCUCAUAUUUGAAGAACGUUUCAGAAAAGAGAAAUGAACACAGAAGCAGCUGAUUUUAGUUGGGCCGAAGGGUCAAGGAAGGUUCCUGUUAUUUCUGCUGCUGCCAGACUCAGAACAGGGGGCACGAACAGGAAGUAUAGCGCUGAAAGGCUCCUUCCACUGAGAAUUCACUGAAAUCUGUUGCAGUAUCUGGCGGCGUCCACGUUGCCAUGAAGUGUUUAUUUUAUCAGAAAUUGCGGCAGGAAUAAUUUGAGGCCUUUAAUCGUUUCAGUAACCUCAGCACAUAAACUUCUGACCUCUGAAAGCACAACGAUAAAACAAUAAAUGAAAAAUAUCAGUUUGUCCCUUGAAGUCCCGCCCUUCUUAUUUUAGCCCCGCCCUUGUACGUCUGUAUUUUUUUUAUGCUUGCGCUGUUUAAAAAAAAAAAAAAUCCUGCAUCCUGAUACGCUACUGUGACUGUCUGUCUUCUUGUUCAGAGUUGUCUUUUUAACCGUAGCUCCUCCCACAACCCCAAAGCCCCUCCCAUUCAUUCAAGCCCCGCCCCGUGUGUUUUUCUCUGUGGGUUUUGUGAUUUUUGCCAAAGUUGUAGCUGGCUGAAUAUUUAUACGUCACUGUGGUUGAUCACGCUGCCCCGCCCGUCACCAAAAUCACGAGGGAAACUCUUUUGUAACAUACAGAUUAUAAAUAUGUAUUUAUAUCUGAGAUUGUUUUGUAUAAAUGUCCAAUCAUGUCGUCUUCAUGGGGUUUUAGACAUGUGUGUGUAUGUGGUGUUGCCACACUGAAAAACAACCAUUGUUUUGUAUUAAAAAACAAAAAUGAAUGUCUUCACACAUUUAUAGUGCUGUCAAUCAAAGCUGACGUCCAAUCAGCUCCACUCGUUUGGUUUCAGUUGUUUUCAAUGUAACUCUUGUUCAAUGACUGUUUGGCUGUUUGGAAAUGAUUUCUUCACAGUGAAUAAAGACAGCA